AUGCAGGGAUUAGAAGAUCUCAAGAGCUGGUGGAUUCUCCCCCGGUCCAUGCGGUUCAAGCCGCCAGCUCUACCCGGAGACGAGGUCGAUGGCAUCGGCCAGGCCAAGGGCAGCAUCUGCCCAGGCCAUUUUAUACCCGCCAAGAGCAAGGAGUGGAACAAGAUUCUCAAUCGCUCUGGUCCGCUCGAGUACCCCCCUGAGAUGCCUGUCGACCACGGCGAGCAAUGGGAUAUGUCAUGGAAGACCAGGGGUGCGCACGAACUAGGUCUAUCGGCAAAGGCAACGGCACCGGUAGCUACGGCGGCGGGCCUCAAUAUCAAUGCCGAUGCCGAAGGCGCCUUCACAAAGUCGGUGUCCAAUUACAUGAACUUCGACAAACUCGAUACCUAUAUGAUCCAGCCCUGGGACUCAUACAUUGAGGACAGUUUGAUCGACGCUGGCAUCGACCGCUAUAUUAAAGAUAACACGUCGUUCUUGGGCGCUUGGGAGGUGUAUAUGAUAUCGGGCAUUGUAGUUGCCCGAGGCGCCACCGUUGACAACGAGGCGACACAGAACCGGGCGGUUAAUGUGGGAGUUGGCGCGGGAGCAUCCGGACUAGCAGAGGGAGACUUGCAUUUCAAGCAUGCGGAGGAGCAGCAAACGUCUAUGCGGGUUGGGAAGAUGAGCGACUUUGUCUGGGCGAUUCAGAUCGCGCGUGUUCAUAAGGACGUAGGCCAUAGCCGCUGGACAUGGGAGACACUGUGGGAUAAGAAAGGGAAGGGCUCCACCUUUACAACGGAAGGCUGGCCCGAAGCACGGCAGCGCUUCGAGCGGGCCCGAUCCGAGUGCACCGACGACGGUUUGGCCAAGGCGGCCGUGUUUGGUCUUGAGACUGGAUGGAACCUCUUUAUUGUCCCCACUAGUGAUGAGACAGAGACGCCCUAA
Molecule: messenger RNA, 924 nt
Organism: Phaeoacremonium minimum UCRPA7
Lineage: Eukaryota; Fungi; Ascomycota; Sordariomycetes; Togniniales; Togniniaceae
Exons: 1
Coding region: 1-924 (307 amino acids)
Source: RefSeq, a predicted model, not a curated record